Chondrus crispus (carragheen) is the source of this 405-nucleotide messenger RNA. RefSeq lists its product as hypothetical. The record is from RefSeq and is a predicted model, not a curated record. Lineage: Eukaryota; Rhodophyta; Florideophyceae; Gigartinales; Gigartinaceae. The coding region runs from base 1 to 405 and encodes 134 amino acids. The transcript has a single exon.
AUGGCCCUUAUCAGCACUUGCGAACAGCACCAGGCAGCUACUUCCCUCGCCAAGAAAGUGCUUGUCCUCAUCAAGUCUGGAAAAGUUUUCAGUGGUGAUUUUUCUAGCAGCGGAACGAAAGGCCCCGACGGUGUGGAUCCCAAAGACACUCACACCUGGUCUAUGAACCACUUUGCGAACAUGCUAGAAUCAAAAACUUGUCCCUUGUCAAGAAAAUCGCACGAUGUGUUGACGGCCAAGGUUCUCAUCCCCUUUCGAGGGCGCGAUGAGGAGAGAGCUCUCUGCGCAUGGUUAUCUUCAGAGGGCAAUCUGAAACAGUUGCAGGGCAUUUGCGAUACCAUGCUUUCCCUGCCCCCGCUCACAUUGAAGUCAUUACACUCGGCCAUCCGGUCUCAAAUGAAAUGA